Messenger RNA from Anastrepha obliqua, 6557 nucleotides. RefSeq names its product protein stum (gene stum). Gene Ontology annotation, biological process: taxis; proprioception; sensory perception of mechanical stimulus. Bases 1 to 6192 code for a protein of 2063 amino acids. NCBI's taxonomy places the organism in Eukaryota, Metazoa, Arthropoda, Insecta, Diptera, Tephritidae. The record is from RefSeq and is a predicted model, not a curated record. Gene Ontology annotation, cellular component: sensory dendrite. The transcript is spliced from 10 exons.
AUGAACCAUAUACCGUCAUCUUCAUCCUCAUCUGCCACUCCACCAAACCUAUUAGUGCAUCCUGCAAGAUCCGCUUCCAACAUCUCUUCGAACACGCAGAGCACAUCAACACUCACUCCUGCCAUAAUUCCGCUUGACUACAAUUAUCAAACGAUGUCACCGUCUUCAUUAUCACAAUUUCGCAACGACUGCAUUACAUCUCCGGUUACCACAAACACAAACACAAGCGCUUCCUAUAAUUUGCAUCCACAUUCACGCCUCAGCAGUGCUCGUCCCUCCGGUACCGUUUCAGUCGAUGUUGAGCUGGAUAAUCAGUACAGCAGCCUUUUCGGAGAUCCGGUUCCACCUCCGCCACCGCCUGAUUUUCUCACUACACAGUUUGAUCCUGUAAGCCUUUUUCGGCCAUCAUCGUUGGAUAUCAGUUCCGGUUCUGAUGAAGAUGCUACUGGGCGCCUCGUAUCUUUGGAAACUGAUCGACCUGCAAACACACGACUAUUUUCCAAUGUGCCUUUUAGCUCGCUUUUUAGUAGACGCAGCUCCGACACGAUACCUCAGCGAAAUUUCGCUGUACUGCCCACGCCACUGCCUCGCCUUCAACCCCCAGAUAUUCAAAUAUUACCUAAUUCAAGUGGUGGAUCUAGUUCUGAGGCACAUGAGUCACCGAAUUAUGCUCUGCUGACGCCAGAUAAUGUGACGCAUCGCCACUCUGUGUACGACGCAACUGAUGCACCUGAUGUCACAGAAAUCAUAGAGUCAUUGGAAGUAAGGGAUGCGAAGGGCGUACGUGAAUAUUCCGAAGCAACGCGACGCGUGUCAAACUUUAGUGAAGACUUUAAAUCGAAUGUUGGUGCACUAAGUAACACUCAAGAAACCGAAAUAGUAGACUUACCUUCCCCUGCAAAUCACUCAUUUCCUCAUCAAUUUUCUAAUGAACAUUAUGCGAGUAGCGAGUGGUUUCGACCAGCUGCACAAGACUAUCCCGAAUUCAGUAAAAUACCAAGACUGCGCCCCAGUUCAAAGAAUAUUAUGUCGAUUAAGAGGGAAGAGAUGCCAAUGCACCAUUCUCCGGUGGCUGCAAUGAUAAAUGACUCCAAUGGCUCCAGCAGUGGAGAGGAACGACUUGUGGACAAAGCAGAAGCAUUUGAGCAUGAAAAUGUUGCCCUGGAUAUUUUGCAGCCACCAGAAAGGCCACCCGAUCCAUCUCCAUCGCUUCUACGUGAAAUCGAAACUGAUUUAUUGCUUUCACCCCAAGGGUAUUUGCCUCAACAGACCGGGAGAACCAUAGACAGUUUGAAUCAACAGAAUUUUCCCACACCCCCGCCACCGGCCGCACCACCACCUCCAGAUUUUUUUACUCCCUCACCAGGAGAAAAUGAAGGCUCUAUCAGACGUGAAAUGUCACCUGUUAUAUUGACAGACUCAAUAGCAACUGGCGGAGAUUUCAGAGUUGACCAACCUCGCCUUCAUAAAAAGACUUCAUUCACAAUUAUUUCUGACAAAUCACCACAGUCGUCACGAACUCAGAGUCCUUCACCCUUCAACCAGCGUUCGCCCUCAAAAAUCUCAGGACUAUCCAAUAGUUCGACCAUAAAACCUGUCGCUAAACCACGGCAGUACUUACAACAAAAAUCCUUAUCAAGUAUACAACUCAAGUUGCCACAGUUGCCCCAACAAAAAUUUCAAGGUCCCGUCGACGAUUCUCCUCGCCCCUCAGUCCAGUUUAAUAUGACCGGCCGGCAUACUCCAAAAAUGAUGACUCAACGAGGCAUAUUGCAGAAUCGCGAGUCAUUGUCAUCAUCACAAGAUAUAACACCAAUGUCGCCUUCAGCGGCGCUAACUUCAGCGUCAAAGUUACGACGCCCUGCAGCACUGCCAUCGUUUGCCAAGCCAGCAAAUGAAUCAAAAAUGAAAAGUUGUGAAGCUUUACCUUUAAUUACCUGUCCUUACCGUACUGCAAUACCGCGUCUUAAUCGCUCCAUAACGGAUUUACAUCGAGAACCAGCUGUAUUUCCGCCAGGUGCCUUGCCUCGCCCACUUAAGCCCAACCCUAAUCCAACCCGAAAACAAAAAGGUUUGCUACGAAUACUCAAUGGUGACACUUCUCAUAUACCCUUGCGUUCGAUAUGGGCUAGCAUGGAUGACCUUGCCCUAGGGAGGCAAUUAAAAACACCUCUUUCGACACCUAUUAGAGAGCUCAAAGCUCGUCGUCGAUCUAGUUCAACGUCGCCUGAGCGUCGUAGCUCAACACAAACAGCCUCAGAUCGGCGUAGUUCAAAUUUAAGCUCUAUUACAACAUCCGAUUUUAGCUUCCGCCGUUCAUCGAUAGCAGCUCAACAACAACGCAGAAAAACUGUAUGCCCACUUCCUAGCCCUAAAAUGAAACGCCGCCUAUCUUUAAUACCGGGAAUGAGUUUGACUGGUGGUCUCACAUCACGAGCAAAAAUUGCUAAACCUUCUACACUUUCUCCAAUCAUAGGCACGCCGAAUAAAGACAGUAGUACACCACAAAGUCCUGAGCAAAAUGGCCUUGGCUCACUCGCACCCUCUGAAACGAUUUCUGAUGUGACUUCUCAACGUGAUUCAUUUUCAAAGAUACCCGUCCGUCCACACCACUCUCGCCCAAGUUCCCGGUCGUCAUCCCCGUUGAAAGAAUUCACUGCCCAACUGCCUUUAGCUGAUCCAAAUUCACGAGGUACAUCUAGUCGUACUGCUUCUCGUGCGACGGCAAAAAAUGAGGCGUCACAGUCGACUUCACGUGCCAAUUCCAGACCAGUAUCACGUUCUACUUCACGGGCCUCUACGCAUCCAAUGUCACGAGCCGCUUCCCGUAGCAGUACGCGUCCGAAUUCGAGGGUGGAAAUGGCAAAAGAUAUUGCAAACUCCCGCUCCAGCUCGAGAAUGAGCAUGCGAUCGGUAAAUUCACUUGCUAGAAAUUCUUCUCCAGCUCCUGGAAAAAGAAGUGCUGAACAUUCACCGUUACCAAUACGGCGUCGAAAAUCAAUUUCUGUCAGUCCAGUCCUGAACCAAAGAUCGCGAACUCGUCGACAAUCGCUCAGUCCGCCCAACAAAAAGCGAUCGGGAAGUCGUGGACGUGAGAAGAAAAUGCGGGAGCGAUCUGAGUCACGGCAUAGUUCGCAAUCCCGCAUACCUUUAAGGGCUGGUAGUGUAACAAAACCAACACGAUCUUCAUCAAAACCAGGUGUAGUCAAACAAUCCAAAUCUCGCUCACCUGCGAAAUCCAAGGAAACUAAGAGUAUGCGUGUGGCAUCACCCACGCGAAUUUCACCAAAUCAGCGAACGAAAACAAUAAGUGCCAAAAAAGCGCAAACCUCGGUGCAUAAACCCACCUCGAGUGCUAAGCGCACGCCGUCAUCAGUGAGCAAACAGACAACAUCUGUGAAAAAAGAGCCGAGUGAUUUGCAGAAGACCGCCGGUACGAACCUCAGACGAGAGGUUUCUAAUCUACAAAAGAAGGAUGCAACGAUAAUUGGUGUUGGUAAAACCGAACUCCGCGAAAGUACAAUCGCAGCAACAAGAACAAAAAGGGCAGGCGCUAGUGGUUCUGCAGCCACAGUAGCUCUGGCAGCAAGUGGGCUCAAACGCCAAACUACCUCCAAAACUUUGGGAAAAGCAACAACUAAAAGGCAAGUGGCUGUGUUGAAAGGAAAGGGAAUCGAAAGCAAAACUAACGCAGAAGUGGGAAAAGAAACCGGUAAUGCGAAAAAAGAUGAUGCGAUGACGAAACUGGAAGAAGAGAAGUCUGCUAAUGGUAAAGAUACCGAAAGUAACUUGACAGGUAGCAGCCCUAUUGGAAUGGAGGCAGCGAAAGCAGGUGCAAUACCGGCGAGCGUGGCAGCUGGCGUUGCUGCCUCAACAACUAUUAGGGGGUCUGCAAACAUAAGCUCGGGUAGUACAGGAGGUAGCGGUUCCACUUCAACCAUAAAACGGCAACCAUCUAACGUGGGGCUCGUGCGCAUGGCCUCUAGAAUGAGCCUUCUCAGCAUGAAACGCUCCGAUAGUAAUCUCAGCAAGAAAACGACAGUGCGAUCGGUCGCAGAGGAAACUAUUACAACGUCAAAGGCAAACGGAAAACCAGCUACAUUACAGAAGAGUAAUAGUCGUACACAACUGAGAACCCCGGAAAAUGCUUCUGCUCUACCAGCAGCUAUAUUAGAAAAGUCUCAAAAGACUCUGGAGAAUAUACAAAAGACUGUAACUGUGGCAACAGAUGAAAUCCAGAAAACUAUUCAUGAAAAUCUCACCGAUUUAAAAAGUUUCGAGAGCGACAUGGGGCGUCAGUGGUCGGAUAGUGCAGGCUCGCCCACGUCAAGUGUAGCUACGGUGGUGGAGAAUAAAGCGGCUGGCAAAGCUGGUGGUGUUGGUGGUGUUGGUGGUGUAGGGGGAGGAGGUAGUGGUGGCGGUGUUGGAGAAUCAAUCGCUCGCUCAGGCACAGCUGAAGAAUCAACUACAACAGCGGGUGCUGCCAAAGUAUCGCAAAAAAAUGGUAGUAGCUCAGUUACACCUGCUGCAUCUACACAAAAAUCUCCUCUACCUCCAACACAGCCCAUCGAGGCUGAUGUAUCUGUGUUGAACGCAACUGCGCAUACCACUCAGUACGCCACUGUUGCCGCUGCGGCGGCUGCAGCUGCUACAACCGGUGCAAUGACAAUGCCACUUGCGGGCGCUGUGGAUGCCACCGUCGAACGGAAUUUCGCGUACGAUGGAGAUGGUGCGACGGACACGACGGCUGAUGGGGCGUUUAGUACAAUGCUGAUGAGUGGCGAAGCACAUGCAAACGUCACCGGGGCAAGUGGAAAUGGCCGAAAGGGACUAGGCAAUGGAGAAGGAGGCGAGGGCGAUGGUCAUGGUGAUGGUGACCAUGAUAUCAAACGGCGUUCACCAGAUGGACAAGGUGGCUCGGCUGCGGACAGUGGAAACGGCAGCCGUGAGUUCCUCAAGGAGCAGGACGACGAUUCAGCCCCACCCACAGGCUGCUGCCGUUGCUGCACGAAAUUCUGUCUGCCAUGCCGCCGUUUACGCUGCUUACGCUGUUGUUGUAGCAAAAAGAGCAAGACGGGCGAUGAGAGCGAAGAGCCUGUGCUAUUGGCGACCAGCAGCGCCUCCACUACCAAUCUAGAAGUCGUCGAUGAAGCGCGACACUCCGCGGACGGUAAAACCAAAACGAGUUGUUGGCAAAAAUUUAACUGUUGCAAACGUUGUCGCAAGCAGCCGAAGAUAAGCGCCGGCUCCUCUGAUGAACACGCAAAAAUGACGGUAAUGGCCAAGACGGAGACAGCCGCAGCUGCAGGCGCCGCCACCACUGCACCCAAACAGGGUAAAUGCGGACUCUGCAUAAGCAAGUUAUUCUGCUGCCGGCGUGUCAACAAAGUGGAUCCCACAACUGGCGAUGAAACAGAGUUGGAGAAAUGUUGCUUCUGUAUACCUUGCCGACGUAAGACGACCGGUCGCGGUGCCGCAAUUGGUUCCACUGUGUCACCGGCUGGCUCCGUAGCUUGGCAAGACCCAGAAAGUGGUAUUGCGGCUACUGAUGCCUCGGUGUUGGAGGGCACUACUUCAGCAGAAAUGCAGCCAAAACAGGGUUGUUGCAAACGUUUUUGGAGCACACUUUUGUGUUGUCGACGCAAUAAAAUUCCGAAAAUCAGCGAAAGUCGACGAGCGAGCAUGAAAGCGCCACCACCACCAAGUGAGGACACACGCCGAAAACUACAUGCCGACCUAGUGGAAUAUAACUCGAAAAUGAAGGGCGCUAUUCCGGUUCUGCCGCUUUCGUUGGCCUGGUUUUGUGUAAUCUGCAAUACCAUAUUUCCCGGAUUGGGUACUUUGUUCUCUGGCAUUUUCUGCCUCUGUGUCGGCAUUCCACGCUUCUCGCAGUACGACAGUGCCAAAGCGCGUUUCGGUUCCUUCAUCAUCAACGUCAUAGUGGCCACAGCGCAACUAUUUUGUGUGCUCUUCUGUUUUGUUGGCUGGGGCUGGUCCAUCUGGUGGGGCACCAUUAUGUUGAAAUGUGCAAGAAAACUGCAUAAAAUCAAGAAAGUUGAACGCUUGGAAAUGGAGGAGGAGCGUCGUCAAGCAGAGGCGGCGGCAGUAGCUGCAGUAACUACGACCAGAGUGCCCGCCAACUCCGGCCCCAAUGCCGCGUCGGCGCCAAUCACGACGGAAAGCUCGGCUUAAAAACGUAGAAGAUUAUUAGAGUAAACGAAAUGUAGUACGGAAUGAUCAUUAGAACACGGGCAAUUUAUAUUAUAUUAGAGUUUUGGUAAACAUUAAAAACUUCCAAGAAACUUCCAAUUUGGUAAUAAAUGUGACCAUAUAAAAAAUCUUCCCUGAAACAACUUCCGUUAAUGAAAUGGUGUUAAAAUUUUCAAAAUACAGUAAAAGUAGAGAUGAAGCAUAAAACUGUUCUUGUCAGUUGCACGUUUGAGUCGUUGAGAGCCAAUUUGAAUAUCAGCAAAAUAGACUAUAAUAUUUGUUGAAAAAUAGUGCCUUAAUUCUAACAUUAAUUUUCUAUGCUACUAAUAUUUCGCUUUGGUGCUCAU